GCCACUGCCUGGGCCUGUCCGUUGCUGGUCACAGAGGCACGCGACACCUUUCCUGAAUCGUUUGCUGCCCGUCCAUCUUCACUCCACCUUCAGCCUUGGGACUCCCCCAUUGCCAGUCGAGGCCAGCCUGUUACGCUGUUCUGGCUAUCGCCGCCUGCUGCCUUCACCCGUCACACAGUCUCCCGCUUCGCCAUGCGUCUGUCAGUGUCGACAGCCGCUGUUGCGGCUGCAGCCCUCUGCGUGUCUUCGCUGGCCGCCCCCACCCCGGACGUGGACUCCUCAGUGAGACAUGGAUCGGCUUCUCGGAUACAAGCGCGCCAGGAUACCAAGUACUUCCAUGAGCCUGGAGGCAGUAGCACGCUCGGCCAUUAUGACAAACGCUACUUCAAAGGCGUCGUGUCCGACGAAGAGCGGACCGACACGCAGAAGCACAUGAUCCGUGCCUACUUGAACUUCUUCCGCGAGAAUGACAUGGACACCUGGAUCGCCCACGGAACGUUGCUGGGCUGGUGGUGGAACGGAAAGCGUCUGCCCUGGGACUUUGAUCUCGAUACACAAGUCACUGAAGCCACUCUGCAACACCUCGGCAGAGCGUACAACCAAACCAGGUAUCCCUACGUCUCUUACGAUGGUACAGUGCAGCGAGAAUACCUCCUCGAUGUCAAUCCAUGGAUCUGGGAGCGCGAGCGUGGCGACGGCGCAAACAUCAUCGACGCACGGUGGAUCGACACGCGUAACGGCCUUUUUAUAGAUAUCACUGGACUGAGCGAGACUCAUCCCGAGGACCAUCCGGGCGAAUGGGUCUGCAAAAACUAUCACAGAUACCAGACAUCGGAACUGUACCCUAUGCGGGAGACCAUGUUUGAGGGGGUGCCGGCCAAGGUGCCCUACAAUUACGACAAGAUACUCGUGGACGAGUACAAGGAGAAGGCUUUGAUCGUUACCGAGUUUCACGGACACCGAUGGGAUUCAGAGGUGCGAGAAUGGGUUAAAUCACAAGAGGUCCUGGACAAGGAAGAAGCAGAGCGGAGGAAGAAACAAGACGAGGCAGCCAAGAAGAAGGCCGAGGAAGCGAAGAUGGAUUAGUGAGCUAGUCGGCCCUAACAUGGGGGAGCUUGUUGCGUACUUUACUUACUACUGGAUUACAACUUGAGCAUAGCCUGCGCAUGGUUACUGGAGCAUAGUUUAUGAUACCCGUUAGGUAGCGGUUGAGCAUUGAAAACGAAUAUAUUAUCCCU
Exserohilum turcica Et28A is the source of this 1238-nucleotide messenger RNA. RefSeq lists its product as uncharacterized. The transcript has 4 exons. NCBI's taxonomy places the organism in Eukaryota, Fungi, Ascomycota, Dothideomycetes, Pleosporales, Pleosporaceae. The record is from RefSeq and is a predicted model, not a curated record. The coding region runs from base 193 to 1086 and encodes 297 amino acids.